UUUAAGAGGAAAAAGAAGAAAGAGGGUCUCCCAGGUAUGUUCUUCUAUUAGGCAGUGGGAACUUGACCACAUAUUAGAUGCCUAGGACUCUUCCCAAAAAGCCUGAUGCGCUGCUCAGUACUUUGCUGAUGGCAGAGGGGAUAUCACAUGGAAAAAGCCAAUGAGACCUCCCCUGUGAUGGGGUUCAUUCUCCUGGGGCUCUCUGCCCACCCAGAGCUGGAAAAGACAUUCUUCGUGCUCAUCCUGCUGAUGUAUCUGGUGAUCCUGCUGGGCAAUGGGGUCCUCAUCCUGGUGACCAUCCUUGACUCCCGCCUGCACACGCCCAUGUACUUCUUCCUAGGGAACCUCUCCUUCCUGGACAUCUGCUUCACUACCUCCUCAGUCCCACUGGUCCUGGACAGCUUUUUGACUCCCCAGGAAACCGUCUCCUUCUCAGCCUGUGCUGUGCAGAUGGCACUCUCCUUUGCCAUGGCAGGAACGGAGUGCUUGCUCCUGAGCAUGAUGGCGUUUGGUCGCUAUGUGGCCAUCUGCAACCCCCUUCGGUACUCCGUGAUCACGAGCAAGGCUGCCUACGUGCCCAUGGCUGUCGGCUCCUGGGCUAUUGGUGGUGCUGCUUCCGUGGUACACACAUCCUUGGCAAGUCAGCUGCCCUUCUGUGGGGACAACGUCAUCAACCACUUCACCUGUGAGAUUCUGGCUGUUCUAAAGUUGGCCUGUGCUGACAUUUCCAUCAAUGUGAUCAGCAUGGAGGUGACGAAUGUGAUCUUCCUAGGAGUCCCAGUUCUGUUCAUCUCUUUCUCCUAUGUCUUCAUCAUCACCACCAUCCUGAGGAUCCCCUCAGCUGAGGGGAGGAAAAAGGCCUUCUCCACCUGCUCUGCCCACUUCACUGUGGUGAUUGUCUUCUACGGGACCUUAUUCUUCAUGUAUGGGAAGCCCAAGUCUAAGGACUCCAUGGGAGCAGACAAAGAGGAUCUUUCGGACAAACUCAUCCCCCUUUUCUAUGGGGUGGUGACCCUCAUGCUCAACCCCAUCAUCUAUAGCCUGAGGAACAAGGAUGUGAAGGCCGCUGUGAGGAGCCUGCUGAGACCAAAAGCCUUCACUCAGUGAUGGUGGAGGGGUCCUCUGUGAUUGU
This is a messenger RNA of Pongo pygmaeus (Bornean orangutan), 1132 nucleotides long. Its product is annotated as olfactory receptor 2S2. Gene Ontology annotation, biological process: G protein-coupled receptor signaling pathway. The transcript is spliced from 2 exons. Gene Ontology annotation, molecular function: olfactory receptor activity; G protein-coupled receptor activity. The coding region runs from base 148 to 1107 and encodes 319 amino acids. The record is from RefSeq and is a predicted model, not a curated record. Gene Ontology annotation, cellular component: membrane. Lineage: Eukaryota; Metazoa; Chordata; Mammalia; Primates; Hominidae.